AUGUGGAACGCAGCGCGAUUCGCCGCGUCCAGUUUGACCCGAUCGACCAGGCGCUUCUCCACGGCGAUUCCUGGUCCCUGUAUUGUCCACAAGCGUGGCGCUGAUAUUCUCCAUGAUCCCUGGUUCAACAAGGACACUGGAUUUCCUUUGACAGAAAGAGAUCGACUUGGGCUUCGGGGUCUCCUCCCACCUCGUGUCAUAUCGUUCGAGCAGCAAUAUGCUCGUUUCAUGGAGUCGUAUCGGUCUCUAGAGAAAAAUACUAAGGGCCAACCAGAAGGUGUUGUUGCCUUGGCUAAAUGGAGGAUCUUAAACAGGCUGCAUGACAGGAACGAGACCUUAUACUACCGUGUCCUUAUUGAUAACAUCCAAGAUUUCGCUCCUGUAAUUUACACUCCUACAGUAGGAUUGGUAUGUCAAAAUUAUUCAGGGUUAUUCAGACGUCCACGUGGAAUGUAUUUCAGUGCAAAGGAUAAAGGGGAGAUGAUGUCUAUGAUCUACAAUUGGCCAGCUCACCAGGUAGACAUGAUAGUCCUGACAGAUGGCAGUCGUAUCCUUGGCCUAGGUGAUCUUGGAGUUCAGGGAAUUGGAAUACCGAUAGGAAAACUUGAUAUGUAUGUUGCUGCAGCCGGCAUUAAUCCACAGAGAAUACUACCGGUUAUGCUUGAUGUUGGUACUAACAAUCAAAAGCUACUUGAAGACCGUCUUUAUUUAGGACUUCGACAACGUAGGUUGGAAGGAGAAGAGUACAUAUCAAUUGUUGAUGAAUUCAUGGAAGCUGUUCAUACACGUUGGCCCAAGGCCAUUGUGCAGUUUGAGGAUUUUCAAAUGAAGUGGGCUUUUGAAACGCUGCAACGUUAUCGUAAAAGGUUUUGCACAUUCAAUGAUGAUAUACAGGGAACUGCCGGUGUUGCACUUGCAGGAUUAUUAGGAGCUGUGAGAGCCCAAGGUCGACCAUUGGCUGACUUUGUGAAACAAAAGAUAGUUGUUGUGGGAGCUGGGAGUGCCGGACUUGGUGUUCUUAACAUGGCUGUACAGGCUGUUGCAAGAAUGGCAGGGAACGGUGAAGCUGCUGCAAAAUAUCAUUUCUUUCUGAUUGAUAAAGAUGGUCUAGUCACAAAAGAGAGGAAGAAUCUUGAUCCUAUGGCUGCACCCUUUGCAAAAGAACCAGGAGCAAUUGAUGGGCUUAGGGAGGGAGCUAGUCUAGUUGAAGUGGUUAAGAAGGUCAAGCCCCAUGUGCUUCUUGGUUUGUCUGGAGUUGGUGGUGUCUUCAGUCAAGAGGUACUACAAGCAAUGCGAGAGUCGGAUUCAGCUAAACCUGCGAUUUUCGCUAUGUCAAAUCCAACCAUGAAUGCUGAAUGCACUGCUGAAGAUGCUUUUAAGCAUGCUGGUGAAAACAUAGUCUUUGGAAGUGGAAGCCCCUUUGAGAAUGUUGAUCUUGGCAAUGGAAAAGUAGGCCAUGUAAAUCAAGCAAAUAACAUGUACCUCUUUCCAGGGAUUGGUUUAGGUGCACUUCUCGCAGGUGCUCGUCUAAUAUCAGAUGGCAUGUUACAAGCAGCUUCUGAAUGCCUUGCUUCAUAUAUAACAGAUGAAGAUAUCCGAAAGGGCAUCUUGUAUCCAUCUAUUCACAGUAUCCGACAUCUAACAGUGGAGGUUGGAGCUGCUGUCCUGCGGGCAGCUGUUGCAGAAGAACUGGCCGAAGGACAUUGUGAUGUGGGGCCCAAAGAGCUCAUGAACAUGUCAAAAGAGGAGACUCUGGAAUAUGUGACUCGCAACAUGUGGUUCCCAGUUUAUAGCCCUCUUGUUCAUGAAAAAUGA
Molecule: messenger RNA, 1815 nt
Organism: Prunus armeniaca (apricot)
Lineage: Eukaryota; Viridiplantae; Streptophyta; Magnoliopsida; Rosales; Rosaceae
Source: the annotation of a GenBank genome assembly